Rhododendron vialii is the source of this 2138-nucleotide messenger RNA. RefSeq names its product phosphoglucomutase, cytoplasmic. The record is from RefSeq and is a predicted model, not a curated record. Gene Ontology annotation, biological process: carbohydrate metabolic process. Gene Ontology annotation, cellular component: cytosol. The transcript has 19 exons. The coding region runs from base 155 to 1906 and encodes 583 amino acids. Gene Ontology annotation, molecular function: phosphoglucomutase activity; magnesium ion binding. Lineage: Eukaryota; Viridiplantae; Streptophyta; Magnoliopsida; Ericales; Ericaceae.
CGUCCCCGCAAGCCGCUUGGCCUAAACAAAAUACGUGCGGUUUGAAAAUUUCCCAUCGAAUCGAAUAAUCCUCUUGCUUCUGCUUAUCUCUCUCUCUCUCUCUCUCUCUCUCUGGGGGAAGUUGGAACACUCCUCGGAACAUACUGCAAAGAAAAUGGUGAUGUUCAAGGUUGCUCGUGUCGAAACCAAGCCUUACGAUGGCCAGAAACCGGGGACUUCGGGUCUGCGGAAGAAGGUGAAAGUGUUCAUGCAAGCACAUUACUUGGAAAAUUUUGUGCAGGCAACAUUCAAUGCGCUUUCAGCAGAGAAAGUUAGAGGUGCUACACUUGUUGUUUCUGGUGAUGGCCGCUAUUAUUCAAAGGAAGCCGUCCAGAUUAUAAUUAAGAUGGGAGCUGCAAAUGGAGUAAGACGUAUUUGGGUUGGUCAAAAUAGCUUGCUGUCCACUCCUGCUGUAUCAGCUGUGAUACGCGAAAGAGUUGGGUCUGAUGGAUCCAAGGCAUCCGGAGCAUUUAUAUUGACAGCAAGUCACAAUCCAGGUGGUCCCCAUGAGGAUUUUGGAAUCAAAUACAACAUGGAAAAUGGUGGACCUGCUCCAGAAGGAAUUACCGACAGGAUCUUUGAGAACACAAAAACCAUAAAGGAGUACCUAAUUGCAGAAAACUUGCCAGAUGUGGAUAUCUUUGCAAUAGGGAUAACAAGCUUUUCUGGACCUGAGGGGCAGUUCGAUGUUGAUGUUUUUGAUUCAGCUACUGAUUACGUGAAAUUGAUGAAGUCAAUAUUUGAUUUUGAGUCGAUCCGAAAGCUGCUUUCUUCUCCAAAAUUUACAUUCUGUUAUGAUGCACUUCAUGGAGUUGCUGGAGCUUAUGCCAAGCGCAUAUUUGUAGAGGAGCUUGGUGCACAAGAAAGGUCAUUACUGAACUGCGUGCCCAAGGAAGACUUUGGAGGAGGGCAUCCAGAUCCCAAUCUGACCUAUGCAAAGGAGUUAGUUGCACGUAUGGGGUUGGGUAAGUCAAGCUCUGAAGUUGAACCACCAGAAUUUGGAGCUGCUGCUGAUGGCGAUGCUGAUCGUAACAUGAUUCUUGGUAAAAGGUUUUUUGUUACUCCAUCGGAUUCAGUUGCUAUUAUUGCUGCAAAUGCUGUCCAAGCUAUACCUUACUUUUCUGGUGGUCUGAAGGGAGUUGCCAGGAGCAUGCCUACUUCUGCUGCUCUAGACGUUGUUGCUAAGCAUUUAAAUUUGAAAUUUUUUGAGGUGCCUACUGGCUGGAAAUUCUUUGGUAACCUAAUGGAUGCUGGGUUAUGUUCAGUAUGUGGUGAAGAAAGUUUUGGAACUGGCUCUGACCAUAUUCGUGAGAAAGAUGGAAUCUGGGCUGUAUUGGCUUGGCUUUCAAUUCUUGCCUAUAAAAAUAAGGAUAAUCUCAAUGGGGAAAAGCUUGAGACUGUUGAAGGCAUUGUCCGCCAGCAUUGGGCUACCUAUGGUCGCCACUAUUAUACUCGAUAUGAUUAUGAGAAUGUUGAUGCAGUUGCGGCGAAAGAACUGAUGGCAUAUUUGGUCAAGCUGCAAUCUGAUCUUACUGAAGUGAACAAUCUUAUAAAGGGGGUACGUUCAGAUGUCUCAAAUGUUGUCGAGGCUGAUGAGUUUGAAUACAAAGAUCCUGUUGAUGGUUCCAUCUCAAAGCAUCAGGGUAUUCGCUAUCUGUUUGAAGAUGGGUCACGAUUGGUUUUCCGCCUCUCGGGAACUGGCUCAGAAGGCGCAACCAUUCGUCUUUACAUUGAACAAUACGAGAAGGAUCCCACAAAAAUCGGGAGAGAUUCUCAAGACGCACUUGCUCCUCUUGUGGAUGUUGCUCUCAAGUUGUCUAAGAUGCAGGAAUUCACCGGCCGAUCUGCCCCCACAGUUAUUACAUAGAUCCAUACUGCUACACACAGCAUCAGACCGUACGUAUUCUAGAAAAUAAUAAGAUAGUUUUGUCUUGUGCCAUGAACUACUGCACUAAGGUGUUCACUUCAUAUAUUCGGCUCUAUGUUGCCUUUACUGUUGGCUCAUGAGAGUAUUGUGUCUUGGUAAAACCAUUUUUGUUCAGAAUAAAUGAAUGUGUAUCAUUCCGUUGAUUUAUAACUAGUUUGAAGAGUUGACAUUC